Messenger RNA from Ruditapes philippinarum (Manila clam), 2029 nucleotides. Its product is annotated as putative nuclease HARBI1. The transcript is spliced from 7 exons. Bases 174 to 1190 code for a protein of 338 amino acids. The record is from RefSeq and is a predicted model, not a curated record. Lineage: Eukaryota; Metazoa; Mollusca; Bivalvia; Venerida; Veneridae.
GGGGCCGUCUUAUCAACGGUCGUACGACCGUUUUUGUCGUACGAUUGUCGUACGUCGAUCGUACGAUUUUGGCGGUGUCUUAUCAAACGUCGCAGAUUUUCAUAAUCGUACGAUUAUCCUAAGAUCAUGCAUUUUUUCUGCGAUCGCUGAGAAGCAGUCGCAGAUCAAACAAAAUGGCCGCCUUACUACUGGUAAACGAACGCCGCCGACGAAAAUCACGCUGUUUUCGCCAACGAACGGUUCACCUUGAUGAUUUAACCGAUCGAGAAGUCAUUUCCCGAUACAGGCUCAAUAAAGCAGCGAUUAAAGAGUUGGAGGAGCUCUGUCGUGCUGAUCUUUCCCCUAAAACGGGUAGAUCGCAGUCUAUUGGCAGCAUGACGAAGGUUCUCAUAGGACUGAGAUUCCUAGCAAAGGGGGAUUUUCUGUCGGAAGUUUCAGACUUGCAUGGUGUAUCAAAAGCGUCAGGGGCAGUUAUUGUGGACGAGUUUAUUUCUAGUGUCAAUGCUAGAUUGAACAACAUCAGGUUUCCAACAGACAGAAAUGACAUCAUUCAGUUGAAGAGAACUUUUUAUCAAAAGUCUAGGAUCCCUAACGUGAUUGGAGCAGUAGAUGGGACAUUGAUUCCUAUUGAAGCCCCAAAAGAAAAUGAAGCUGCAUAUGUAUGCAGAAAAAAUUUCCAUGCACUUAAUGUGCAAGCUGUUUGUGACACAGAUAUGAGAUUCACAGACGUUGUGGCAAUGUGGCCAGGGUCACAGCAUGACUCAGCCAUAUUUGAUGCAUGUGGUUUGAAGGAUUAUCUUGAAAGGACAGGUGCUGGGAUGCUGCUGGGAGAUAGUGGGUAUCCUUUAAGGAGGUACCUACUAACUCCGAAGUUGAAUCCCACUACACAACAAGAGGAGGAAUUCAACAAGUACCACAGUAGGGGCAGAAUGGUUAUUGAAAGGGCUUUCGGCUUGUUGAAGUCACGGUUUCGUUGCCUACACAGGACUGGUGGUGUACUUCAAUUCAAGCCAGGAAAGUGUGGCAAAGUUGUGCUGGCUUGCAUGAGGCUCCACAACUUAUGCGUUAAUCGAGGAGUGCCAGAACCUCAAGGUGUUAUACCAGAGGCAACAGAAAGCACCCCAUACAUCCUUGAUAACCCAGGAAGUGAAGAUGGGAAUUUAAGAGAUCAAAUUGUUAGAUUGUUUUAAAGUGUAUUGGUCUACAAUGUGCAAAUUGCCCAUGCUUUUUAAAGAUAUUUUACCCCAGACUUUGAUUUUAUUGCUCAAUGACAUCACUGUUUGGAGUUUGGAUGCGAGGAAUUAUAUCACGAGGGCGUAGCCUGGGUGAUAUAAUGAUGCACAUCUGGAUGACAAACUGUGUUUUAUCAAGCGAUAAAAUCACCAAUUUGGAUAUCUUAUUUCAAUUCUAACACAACAUCAACAAAUAAAUGUGCAGUACCUGAGAUUAAGCAAAAUUGCCCCUGAUUUGUUUCCGUACUUCUUUUCAGAGUGUCGGAUUUUUAGCUCGACUAUACGAUGUAUCUGGAGAUCUGUCCUACUCGCCCUGGCGUGGGCGUCCAGAUUUCGGAUUAAAGUUUUGGUGCAGUAAAAUAUUUUUAACUAUAACUUUUUCAUUUCUUAAGGUAUUAACUUCAAAUAUAUGUUCCUUAUCAUCAACCACAUCUUAUGUGACAUGGUUCAUAACUUUAGCACCAAUAUUGUCAGUUUAAUCUCCCUUUGAACUUAGAAUUUUCCUUAAACAAUAUUAUUUUUUACUGUUAUUUCUUUAUUUUUUACGGUAAUUAAAGGAUCAACUUCAUACUUCAAAUGUUUAUUCCUUAUCAUUAACCACGUCUAUGUGACAAGAUUUAUAACUCUAGCAGCAAUAUUGCAAGAAUUAUCUCCCCAUUAACAUAGAUUUUUACUUGAAAAAUGUUAUUUUUUACUAUAACCUCUUUAGUUUUAAAGAUAUCUGCCUCAAACUUCAAAUACACAUUUCUUAUCAUCAAGCAGAUUUUAUUUGACAAGGUUCAUAACUCUUGAAGCAA